AUGCAGACUACUCGUUUCCCUCACCAGAGUCCUACAUCAGCUACAUCAGAAAGCGGCUCAGUUCAGAAUCAAAGCCCUGUCACUGCGGCAAUCGCACCACUCACCUCCCAGAAUCUCAGCACCCUCACUCGCAAGCGCUCUCUCUCACCAGACUCAACCUCACCACCUUCCGAAGCAGACUCUGAAGCUGAGUCUGAGAACGACUCCCAACACUCUCGAGCAGCAAGCCGGCACUCAUUCUUGAGCGACUCCUCCAGCAUGCCGGACGCUUCAACAGUACUAAAGAUGCGCAAUCUCCUAGACAUGAAUCAGAUGUACAUCGACAAACCUGUCGCGAGAGAACUUGGGAAAGCUGUCAUCGAUAAAGCUUUGAAGAUUCUCAAUGGCAAACGGGGCUCGGACUGGUCUGGCCCAAAGGCCGAACAAGUACAAGAAGUCAUCCAAUACCAUAAAAAUGAAAAUGAGGCCACCUUUCUCCACGAAGUUUUCCACAAGCUAUUAGGCCUCGAACGAAAAGUGCCCGUGGACGACACAACGGGCACGCGCAAUUACAUUGACCGCGCCUGGCACAAAGAUUUCCUCCGCCCUAAAUGGGAUAACCAAUUCGUAGGGGACGAUGUACCACGGCUCAAAAUCCCAGAGGAAAAUCAAGACAUGUGGAAAGCCGUCAUUGCGGCAUUCCCGCGCAUCUCAAACCCGAAGCCCGAUAUCUCCUAUUCCGUUGAUAUGUCUGCUUACGACAUGGAUUUGGAUCUUAAAAAAAUUCUCGGAUAUGUCCGCUGUCAAUUAGGUGGCGACAAUGCUUGCUAUACCUUUCUUGCGGGCGAGUGCAAGUGCAUUAAUUCCUCUCCCCAAGAAGCUGAGAAUCAGUGUAUUAGCGAUGGCGCUACAAUGUGUGAGCACGACCGCCGAUGUCGCCGCGCAUUCACUACUCAACCCAACGACGAGAUCCCAACCGUUGAUAAGCCAACACCUGAUGAGAAAUCAUUUGUGUUUACCAUGGUUGUUGUGCCUGAAUCAGCCACAAUUUAUGUGAACUGGAUCUUGGUUCAUCCACCGUCCACAGACACAUAUCAUAUGCAUAAGCUCCGCGUAUACUCCUUCGAUGAUCCAGGCCACGUCGCCGCGCUUCACCACGAUCUCGACAAUAUUCUGGACUGGGGCCUUAAGGUCCGGAAGCAGGAGAUGGACAAACUCGCCAUGGCGAGACUUAAGACUGGGGUUGUCCCCUUUGCGCCGUCGCCAGGGCCGCCCCCGGCCAAGAAGGUGAAGACGACACAGACUCCAGCCUGA
Molecule: messenger RNA, 1293 nt
Organism: Bacidia gigantensis
Lineage: Eukaryota; Fungi; Ascomycota; Lecanoromycetes; Lecanorales; Ramalinaceae
Exons: 1
Coding region: 1-1293 (430 amino acids)
Source: RefSeq, a predicted model, not a curated record